AUGGUAGGCGCCGUAGGUGACACGGGGGUGGUGGACACCCUGGAGGCACGGCUGGAGAGCGCGAGGAGACGCCAUGAGGCGAAGGAGUUCGGCGACCUCCCCUGGGCGGUCGUCGAGGCUGGCAUCCGCUCCGUGUGGGCGACGGAGCACCCUCCUUCUCGGCCUGCAUCUCCUCGACCGGUGAACACCGAGGGCGGCGUCGACGUGGGCGUCAACGCCGGUGGUGACCAAGGCGACGUCGGAGGACGUCGAAAUGGUUUGGCACCAAUGUCGGCGACCCACGUGACUGUGGGAGGAAUUGCGCCGAGCUACGGCUACUUCAAGUUUAUGUCGGACAGAAUCUCGGUGACCCCCCUGCUUGUUGGUCAAUUUGACAUUCUCACCUGGAAGGAAGCCAUCGAGCCCCAGCUGGAGAUGGCCGGGCUGAUGGGCUUCGCCGCCGGCACCGUGGCCACGCCAUCGGAGGACUACCUCGAUGUGCGUGCAGAGUUCCGCAUUUUGCAGCUGCUGACCUUCACGGUCAUCUCGCGGUGCUGCUCGCCGGGCGUGCAGAUCGCCCUGAAGUCGUGCAGGGACUACAUCAACGCCGGCCACCGGGCGUGGCAUUUCAUCGAGUCAACUUACCAGGUCACCGACGACUUGUUCAUCGGCCAGCUUGAGGAGCAGCUGUCAUACCUGUGGAUGGGCGACCAGGAGACGGCGACCGACUACUGCAACCGGGCUCGGCGGAUCGUAGCCACCAUGAGGAUGGCCAUCGUGCAGUACUCGACUGCCUCGUACAACAGAAAAACUAUGUCGCCCCGGCGAAGCACGGUGGGCGACCGGGGCAGCAUGGGCAGUCUGGCGGCGGUGGUAGCAGCGGGUCGAAGCCGGCGAAGGACGCCAACAAGCAGAAGUCGGCCAAGGAUGGCAGUCGCGGAGGAGGAAGUCGGCGUCGGGAGUGCUGGAACUGCCGCAGCCCCGACCACCUUUCCGUCGAGCCCCGAUCGCAGUGAUUCCGAUGACGAUGACGCCAAGGGAGGCUGUGGAAGGUUGGCCAGCCGUCGUCCGCGCCGAGGAAACCAGCCACGCAAGGAGAAGCAGUCCAACAAGUUGACCUCGACGAAGGACGUCGACUCUUCUGCUGGCGGCAAGGAGGCGUCGUGCUCGCUGGUCGGCGUCGUGGAGCCGACCGUCUCGCUGGCGCCGGAGGCUGGCGAGGACUUCCAGGCAGUGGCGGCAGCUGUGCAGGCGAACCCGGCCGUGGGCCUGCUCGACAGCGGCUGUUCGCACCACCUGAUUGGGAUGAAGGAGACCUUCGACGUCCAAGGUCGUGGCACCGUUGCACAGCAGGGAGACGCCGGAAAGCGGGUGCUUAUCCCCGACGUGCUGUACAUCCGGGGCGUGGCGGCCAACCUGCCGUCGGCCGGUCAGCUGAAAGAGAACGGUGUUAAGAUGCAUGAAGACGACGAUGGGAUGCUGCUUGUCUCGGCAACAAGCGACGUGCUUGGUCGGGCAACGUAUUCCGGCCAGGUACUCUGCACCAACGUACGUCCCUGCUCGGCGACGAACGCAGCAGAUGUGGUGACUCUGCGGGCGAUCGUCUCGGCGACGAAGUCGACGCCUGACAGGCUGCACUCGAGGCUUGUGCACGUCAGCAUGGACACCAUCCGGAGUUCAGCAAAGCACGAGGUCGCCACUGGGCUGGACCUCAAGUCGGCGUCUGGAGCAGACUCACGGUUUGUCUCGUGCGUCGGCGGGAAGCUGGCGCGGCACACCUUCCCCGACCAGGGCUCUGACGCCGACGACGUGCUGGCGGUCGUACACGUCGACCUGUACGGGCCAUUCCGCGUGGCCGUUAAGGACGGCAGCUUGUACUUCUUGCUGCUGAAGGACCGCAAGACCCGCUACGUGUGGGUGAGACCGGUCGCUAAGAAGUCCGGCGUGCUGCGAGAGUUCCAGCAGUGGCUGGUGCUGGUCGAGCGGCAGGCGAAUAUGUCGGUGUUGCAGCUGCAUUCUGACCGGGGAGGGGAGUUCCUCGGGAAGGACUUCACUGCUUUCAUGGACGGAAAGGGGAUCCUUCACGACCUCACCUGA
Messenger RNA from Closterium sp. Yama58-4, 2076 nucleotides. Lineage: Eukaryota; Viridiplantae; Streptophyta; Zygnematophyceae; Desmidiales; Closteriaceae. The record is from the annotation of a GenBank genome assembly.